AUGUACAAAUCUACAACUCGGUCUAGCGUACGAACACAUUCGAAUAGAAUGAUUCUGUUCCUCUUCCUUCUCAUAUUAAAUAUCACGUUAACCGUCUCCGCGCCAUGGCCACGCGAAGAUGUGUGGGAUCCGUGUAAAUAUGACCCAACGCUGGAUAGACUACCUGAUGGAAGAUUCCGUGAAUGUUCCGAUGAAGUCUGGAUACGGUGGCAGACACCUUACGAAAAACAAACAUUCCUGGAAGUACAGGCUUAUUAUGAACUAUUGAGAUCAUUUUUCUUGUUAAAUGCAGACAGCUGCCCUUGA
This is a messenger RNA of Paraglomus occultum, 306 nucleotides long. Lineage: Eukaryota; Fungi; Glomeromycota; Glomeromycetes; Paraglomerales; Paraglomeraceae. The record is from the annotation of a GenBank genome assembly.